CCUGCGCGGCUGCUGGACCCGCGGGCGCGCCCAGGUAGGGGGCUCCGAGAGCGCAGUGCGGACGCUCGCGGGAAACUGCGCCGCCGCCACCAUGUCUCAAGAAGGUGUGGAGCUGGAGAAAAGCGUCCGGCGCCUCCGGGAGAAGUUUCAUGGGAAGGUAUCCUCCAGGAAGGCGGGGACUCUGAUGAGGAGAUUUGCCAGCGACCACACGGGAGUGGGGCGCUCCAUCGUGUACGGGGUAAAGCAGCAAGAUGGACAGGAACUGAGUAAUGACCUGGAUGCCCAGGACCCACCGGAGGACAUGAAGCAGGACCAGGACAUCCAGGCCGUGGCGACCUCCCUCCUGCCCCUGACAGAAGCCAACCUCCGCAUGUUCCAGCGAGCCCAGGAAGACCUCAUUCCCGCCGUGGAUCGGCAGUUCGCCUGCUCCUCCUGUGAUCACGUUUGGUGGCGGCGCGUACCGCAGCGGAAGGAGGUGUCCCGGUGCAGGAAGUGUCGAAAGCGCUAUGAGCCGGUGCCCUGUGACAAGAUGUGGGGUGUGGCUGAGUUCCACUGCCCGAGGUGUCGGCACAACUUCCGGGGCUGGGCACAGAUGGGGUCCUCAUCCCCCUGCUAUGGGUGCGGCUUCCCCGUGUAUCCAACACGGAUCCUCCCUCCGCGCUGGGACCGGGACACGGAUCGCCGCAGCACCCACACCCACUCCUGCUCGGCUGCCGAUUGCUACAACCGGCGAGAGCCCCACAUGCCUGGGACGUCCUGCGCACACCCCAAGAGCCGGAAGCAGAACCACCUACCCAAAGUCCUGCACCCCAGCAACCCCCACAUCAGCAGUGGCUCCACGGUGGCCACCUGCCUGAGCCAGGGGGGCCUCCUAGAAGACCUGGACAACCUCAUCCUGGAGGACCUAAAGGAGGAGCUGGAAGAAGAUGACGAUGAUGAGGAGGAGGGUGGGCCCAGGGAGUGACCCAGACAAGGGGCAGAUGCAAGCCAGACACACUCUGUGGAGAUUUUGUGUUGUUAUAAAAUAUGAGCUCAAACUGA
Enhydra lutris kenyoni (northern sea otter) is the source of this 1041-nucleotide messenger RNA. It is a transcript of the gene SHFL, whose product is annotated as chromosome unknown C19orf66 homolog. NCBI's taxonomy places the organism in Eukaryota, Metazoa, Chordata, Mammalia, Carnivora, Mustelidae. Bases 92 to 964 code for a protein of 290 amino acids. The transcript has 8 exons. Gene Ontology annotation, molecular function: sequence-specific mRNA binding; ribosome binding. The record is from RefSeq and is a predicted model, not a curated record. Gene Ontology annotation, biological process: viral translational frameshifting; innate immune response.